CUUUCACCUUUUUCAUUUACACACAACCCUUCAGCCGAAUUCCCCUAACCCUUCUUUUCCUUCCCCUUUGAGAGCCAAAAAAAAAAUUUUUGCAAAUUUGCUUUUAAACGGUUUUGAUACCAGAAACCAUGGUGGCAGAUAAGGCCAAAAAACCCAAAGUGGGUCAAGGGGAUGAUUCUUCUGAACACAUUGAUGGAGAGCUUGUUCUUAACAUUGAGAAAUUGCAGGAAUUGCAGGAUGAGCUGGAAAAGGUUAAUGAGGAGGCGAGUGAUAAAGUUUUGGAAGUUGAACAGAAAUAUAAUGAAAUACGCAAGCCUGUUUAUGAUAAGAGGAAUGAAAUCAUCAAAUCCAUUCCUGACUUCUGGUUAACUGCGUUCUUGAGUCAUCCUGCACUCUGUGAUCUUCUGACCGAGGAAGACCAGAAGAUCUUCAAGUAUUUACAUUCACUUGAUGUUGAAGAUUUCAAAGAUAUGAAGUUGGGCUACUCGAUCACCUUUAAUUUUAAAGAUAAUCCUUAUUUCGAAGAUACAAAGUUGACUAAAACCUUCACAUUCUUUGAGGAGGAGGGAACCACAAAGAUUACUGGAACUGCCAUCAAGUGGAAGGAGGGCAUGGGUGCUGCUAAUGGAGUUAAUCACGAGACAAAAGGAAACAAGCGCACACUUGCUGAGGAGAGCUUUUUCAGUUGGUUCGGCGAAACUGAGCAGAAGGACCUAGCUGAGUUUACCGAUGAGGUUGCUGAAAUAAUUAAAGAAGACUUAUGGCCUAACCCUCUAAAGUACUUCAAUAAUGAUGCUGACGAAGAGGAUUCAGAUGGUGAAGAAGACGCUGAUGAGGAAAAUGGAGAUGACGAUGACGGCGAUGAUGAAGAAGAUGAUAACAAGGAAGAUAGCUAAGCCUUUUCUCGGUCGGCAGAAAACAAAACGGUUCCGUGUUCUCCGGUUAGUAUCGAUGAGCCUGGUUGGUUGGAAAGAGUUAUAUUUGUAGAAGGGUAGCUACUUUGUAGCUUGACACUGAUAGAGGUUUUAGUUUUAGGUUUUUUCCUUUGGGGUGUUGAAUCCUUAGGUUUGUUACUUAGCUUUUUGGACAUUUCCAUGCUUCUAUUGUAGGUUCUCAAUCUUAUCCUUACCAUAUGAUUAUAACCUAUGAAACUCUUAUUAGAUGACUUUGUUCUUUAUAAAAUGUGAUUAUACCUUAAUUUCAUUU
This is a messenger RNA of Arachis ipaensis, 1206 nucleotides long. Its product is annotated as NAP1-related protein 2. Gene Ontology annotation, cellular component: nucleus. The record is from RefSeq and is a predicted model, not a curated record. Gene Ontology annotation, biological process: nucleosome assembly. NCBI's taxonomy places the organism in Eukaryota, Viridiplantae, Streptophyta, Magnoliopsida, Fabales, Fabaceae.